Messenger RNA from Scedosporium apiospermum, 951 nucleotides. RefSeq lists its product as uncharacterized. The transcript is spliced from 3 exons. The coding region runs from base 1 to 951 and encodes 316 amino acids. The record is from RefSeq and is a predicted model, not a curated record. Lineage: Eukaryota; Fungi; Ascomycota; Sordariomycetes; Microascales; Microascaceae.
AUGAAGUCCCUUGCCGUCCUUGCUCUGGCCACAACCGUCGUGGCUCAGAACUUUGACGCAUGCACAGAUGCCGGGCAAGCUUUCUGUGACGGCGGCUCCCUGGCUACCGAGUCCAUAAUCCAGUGCACUGGACCAGGCGUGGGCACAGUGUCCCGCUGCAGAGAUGCUCUCAUCAGCCAGGGCGUAGAACCCGCUGAGGUUUCCCAGUGCUACCAGACCUCUGCCCAAUCCGGAGAUGCCGGUUGCGAGAGAGAUUGUGUCGUCUUCAACUCGGUGUCUUCUUUUACGCUUGACUCCUCCGUCUGUACCCCUGGCCGUCCUCAACAGCCUGAUAGGCCUAGUUCUGGUGGCCCCGCUCCCACUGGUGCUCCCGGAGGCGGUGCUCCGGGUGGAGGUGCUCCUGGUGGAGGUGCUCCUGGUGGUGGUGCUCCUGGUGGUGGUGCUCCUGGUGGAGGUGCUCCUGGAGGUGGUGCUCCGGGAGGUGGCGCUCCGGGAGGUGGCGCUCCCGGAGGUCCCGGAGGUGGCGAUGGUGAAGAACCUCCCCGCCAACCUCCCGGCCCCCCACCCUCUGAAGGCGGCGGCGGAGGCGGUGGUGGUCCCGGCCCAGCCCCCACUUCUGCCCCAGGUGGAGGUCCCAACGGCCCGGGAGGCGGUCGCCCCACCGAAAGUGGUUCCGGACGCCCCGGCCCUACGAGCGGCGAAGGCGGCGAGCGACCCACCCGCUCCGGCGCUCCCGGUGGACCACCAGGUGAAGGAAUGACCACCGCCACUCGAUCUGGCCCCCCCGGGGGAGCUCCGACCACCACCGGCAGGGGUCCUGGCGGAGGUGGGAACUCGACUGUUACGUCGAGGCCGAGCUCUACUUUUUCGGCGGUGCCGGCUGGCGCGGAAGUUGUUAGGGCGGGAGGAAUUGUGGCUUUCUUGGGAUUCGUUGCUGCCUUGCUUGUUUAG